Nerophis lumbriciformis (worm pipefish) is the source of this 468-nucleotide messenger RNA. Lineage: Eukaryota; Metazoa; Chordata; Actinopteri; Syngnathiformes; Syngnathidae. The record is from RefSeq and is a predicted model, not a curated record.
AUGGUACCAAGAGCUUUCCAGGACCACUACUCCUUCUCCCCUGCAGUCGGAGGUGGUUCUGGGACCCAAUACGUGACAAAAGGAGCAGGCCGAGUUACAGCAAUUCGGGUUUGGGAGCUAUUUGGCUCUUACAUCGUUGGAAUUCAGCUGCGAUACGAUUAUACGUGGAGCAAUGUAGUUGGACGGUCAAUUCUCCAUCAAGAGCCACAGGAAAUGUACCUACGCAAUGAUGAAGCAAUUGUUCAGGUGUCUGGAAAAUACUCUUCCUUCAACUACAUCUAUCAGAUUAUCUUUGUGACAAACAAAGGGCGUUUUUUGAUUGCUGGCCAGCCAGUACAGAUCUCUUUUAACUUUUACCCAGUGCACCCGGAUGCUGAACUCCGAUUCCUCAGUGGCCGCUUCAAUGGGGCUGGGAUUACUUCACUGGGAGCUCACUGGGGAGUCCCAAAACUGAAUGCAACUUACUAA